AUGAAGUGUUUGGUCUGGCUCAGUGUUCUCCUUUGCCUCUUUGCUUGUCAUCUCAAUGAGGCCAGAGUCAUCCCUGAGGGAGUGCCAUAUGAUGAACCACCAGCUGUUCCCUACUGGCCUUACUCCACCUCUGACUUCUGGAACUACAUUGAAUACUUCAAAUCCAUUGGCGCCUACAACCACAUCAACGAGAUGGCCCGGGCCUUCUUCGCCCACCAGCACCUCGGAGACACCCUGGGAUAUGAGUCCAACAUGGGGCAUGAACACUAAAAGGGG
Scomber japonicus (chub mackerel) is the source of this 276-nucleotide messenger RNA. It is a transcript of the gene otos, whose product is annotated as otospiralin. The record is from RefSeq and is a predicted model, not a curated record. The coding region runs from base 1 to 270 and encodes 89 amino acids. NCBI's taxonomy places the organism in Eukaryota, Metazoa, Chordata, Actinopteri, Scombriformes, Scombridae. The transcript has 3 exons. Gene Ontology annotation, biological process: sensory perception of sound.